UACAAAAUGCUCCCCACGUCCCUCGUGCACGCCCCACUGUCAGGCACGUUCAAAUAGCCAGCUAUCGAAAUGUAACAACAAUAAUUUAACCCCCAGAAUCUGCAGCCCGUUAGCCAUUAAUUGAGCUACGUUUCACAGUGACAUCCCGAUUAUUAUUGUGAUGUGUAGUUCUCUUCGGCUUUCUGUCUCAGUUUGGCACAUGAAACUACAUUGACGUCACUUUUGGGAGUGGGGACUGCGCGAGGAAGACGAGAAUGAAUCGCUAGCUGGCGUGGUGUACGGAAAGAAGUGUUUUUUUCUCUUUCUCUCUCCCUCAUACAAAAGCUCUUUUGCUAUAAAACAAUUUUCUCCACGUAGCGCGGACAGGAUAUGCGCGCAACUGGACACGGAGAAUAACCCUGUCACCCAUUAAACAAAUAGGACUUUGUUGAACUUCUGCAGGGAGUUGUUGGAAGUACAAACACACCUACAGUGAGUCUUUACACCGCGUUUGGCAGGUAGGGAAGUGCAGCCGGAAGAACUUGCAAUUCAAGAAGUGGAAUUUGCAUAAUGAUUUAUUAAAGUUCGCGACUGUUUACAGUUUCCCCCCUUAAGUGUGCGUUGUUCAAGUGUGCACGCUUCUGCAAAGUUUCAAAAAAGUUUCAAACUCUGAAUAUCGAAAAGAAGCAACCAUGACGGAGCUGAGGAAAAAGAAGAUAUUCGUCAUAGUGGACGUGCUGUGUGUGGUGGUAGCCGCGCUGCCCUUUGUGAUCAUGACCUUGGUGUUCCGGCCCUACCAGCGGGGCGUGUACUGCGACGACGAGAGCAUCAGGUACCCGCUCAGACCGGACACCAUCACGCACGGCCUGCUGGCGGCCGUCACCAUCUCCUGCACCGUCAUCAUCAUAUCCUCUGGAGAGGCCUACCUGGUGUACAGCAAGAAGAUCUACUCCAACUCGGACUUCAACCAGUACGUGGCGGCGCUCUACAAGGUGGUGGGCACCUUCCUGUUCGGCGCCGCGGUCAGCCAGUCGCUGACGGACCUGGCCAAGUUCACCAUCGGGCGCCCGCGCCCCAACUUCAUAGCCGUCUGCGCCCCCAAAGUCUGCCAGGGCUACAUGCCGCAGAUAAACUGCACCGGCCCCCCGCGGGCCGUCACUGAGUCCAGGUUGUCGUUCUACUCUGGACACUCCUCCUUUGGGAUGUACUGCAUGCUGUUUCUCGCGCUCUACGUGCAGGCCCGGCUGGUGGCAAAAUGGGCGCGGCUCCUUCGGCCCACCAUACAGUUCUUCCUGGUGGCCUUCGCCCUGUACGUGGGCUACACCCGCGUCUCCGACUACAAGCACCACUGGAGCGACGUUCUGGUGGGCCUCCUGCAGGGGGCGCUCAUCGCCGUCCUCAACGUGCGCUACGUGUCGGACUUCUUCAAGAAGAGGUCCCCGCGCUGCUCGAACCCGGACACGCCGGAGGGGGAGGAGCUGGAGGUGAAGCCGAGCCUACAGAUCGCGGACGGCGACCAUAGCAACCAUUACAGCUACCCGGGGUCGGUGUGAGGGGGGGCAUGUCCGCCACCUAGUGACUCACCCCAAAUCCCACCCCCCGCCCA
Molecule: messenger RNA, 1585 nt
Organism: Anguilla anguilla (European eel)
Lineage: Eukaryota; Metazoa; Chordata; Actinopteri; Anguilliformes; Anguillidae
Product: phospholipid phosphatase 2-like
Exons: 6
Coding region: 672-1532 (286 amino acids)
Biological process (GO): phospholipid dephosphorylation; signal transduction; phospholipid metabolic process
Molecular function (GO): phosphatidate phosphatase activity
Source: RefSeq, a predicted model, not a curated record